AUGCAUGCCUUACAGCACAUUGGUGCUGAUCGACACACCACUUUUCCCAAAGAUGAGAUGCUGUUGAAAUUGAACUCGCUGGUGAAUGUCCUUUGCCGGAACCAUGAAAUUGUGGCGCUAGCUGUCGUGGAUGAUGGGCUCCUCAUAACAGCAAAUCCUGCCCAAAUGGUCUCUGACAAAGUGAAAGGUCUUGAGCCAAAAGGUGCCAGAAGGGCGCAGAAGAACCAGAUCCACAUACCUGGUGAUGCACUUACUGACCCUCAGGGGCCUCCUUUUCAUCCUGGCUUUAGGGUGCUGACGUUCCAAAAUCUCAUCGGCAACAUUUUUGGGCUCAUCAAGUACAUUGCAAGACACUGCAAUCAACAAGAGGCUAUCAAGGAGGCAUACUUCGAAAUAACUGAUGACACAAUCCCCAACCCUGAGUCCUCAGAUGAGCCGGAAUGGGACACUGGGCUAGCGACAUUGCUCCUUUGUGACACGGAGUCUCUUGGAAUUGCACAUCCAUGCCUCCAGGCAAUUGCACACAAGAUGAUGGACAAAAUGGACGAAACCAUUACAAAGAAAGAUGAUACCAUUACCACAAAAGACGCCUCCAUCAGCCUGUACACCAAGGAGAUGGCCGUUGAGUUUCACAAAUUGAUGAAGACGACUGUCGGGCGUUACUAUCAGUGUGUACACCAAUGCGCCAAUACACAGACAGAAUGUGCCAAAUCAGAGACAGGAAGCAACAUUGAAGCCCUCAUGGAUUGUGUGCGGUCACUACACAUCACAGCUCUGGCACUGUACGCCAUUGUACACACCACUGCUGCGCGCCACUAUGCUGCGGCCAUUGGCGCCGCAGUGGGACACAAAUUGAUUGUUCACGGCCAUUACCAAAAUGCUGAGGAAGACGACCUCAGCCUGGACGAGGCGGAAACACAGGGCUUGCCUGAGAUACCACUGUAUCAGUGCUUCUGGGAAUGGCUUCUGCUCCUGACAGCCAGCGCUGGAGACUUUGUGCGCGUUCAUAAGGCCACCGGCACAUUUCCCACCAAGAUAUUGCUCAUGAUGAUGAAACAGGCAGUCCCCAAGCUCUUACCUUGGGAUGACCUUGUGGUACAGAUCUUAGAAGGUGCACCCGGGGAUGAGUGUAUGGAUUUUACACAGGUAGAGCAGUACCACCAGUUGGUGCGCUUGCUCUACCCGAGGCUGUUCAGUGGAACAGUCCAUGCCGAGGCAUACCUUGCUGCCUUGCUGAAACUCAAUGAAUCACGGACUGCUAGUGAGAUUCACAUCGGGGUCUCAAAGUGCUGCUGCCUGUUCUGCGCGUCCUUUGUUGAUGCAAUGAACAAGUCAACGGGCUUGACAUUUAUGCUCCAAGAUGAGCACAAGCGCAUCACAGGCUGUGCAGUACCACCCUUCUCUGAGGACGAAGUGGUCCAGGCGAUGAUCAGCGAGUACCGCCCGCUAUUGAGGACCAGAAUCCUAGCGAGGCUGACAAGCGAGUGGAGGAAGGAGGAGAACCAGGUGCUGCAAGAGGUACAGGAGAACCAGGUGCUGCAGGAGAAGCAGGAGAAGCGGGCGUAUCCUAGCCUUUCAGUUGACAGCCAGCGUCAGUCUAGCGAGGCGUUGGUUGGGGAAGCUGUAGGCACAUACCUCAUGAUAGUAGUGGGAAAAAGGCUUGAUCAAGGCCCUACAGUGUGUGAGCGCUUGGAGCAAUGGGCCACCAAGCUGCCAGUCACAUGA
Molecule: messenger RNA, 1725 nt
Organism: Fomitopsis serialis
Lineage: Eukaryota; Fungi; Basidiomycota; Agaricomycetes; Polyporales; Fomitopsidaceae
Exons: 7
Coding region: 1-1725 (574 amino acids)
Source: RefSeq, a predicted model, not a curated record